AUGUCUUGGUUUAGAAGUCUCUGUAUAAACGCAAGUCGAUAUCACAAAGUGUGUCUCCCUUUAUUAUGCACAUGGAAUCGUAGAAAUGAAUCGCCGUACACCAUGCCUCCAGUUGAUGGAACAUCCCAAUGGUUACGAAAAACGAUAGAUUCAGCGGCCGUAAUACUAUUCAGCAAGACGACUUGUCCUUAUUGCAAAAAUGUGAAGGAUGUUUUGGCUGAAGCAAAGAUUAAGCAUGCGACAAUUGAACUAGAUCAAUUAUCCAAUGGUUCGGCCAUCCAGAAGUCUUUAGCCAGCUUCUCUAAAAUUGAAACAGUUCCUCAAAUGUUUGUUAGGGGAAAAUUCAUCGGGGAUUCUCAGAUGGUAUUAAAAUACCACCGUAAUAAUGAACUGACGAGUAUUGUCAAUGAAAGCAAGUAUGACUAUGAUUUGAUAGUUAUCGGUGGAGGAUCUGGUGGACUUGCUGCUGGAAAGGAAGCUGCUAAAUACGGUGCGAAAACAGCCGUUUUGGACUAUGUAGAACCUACUCCAAUAGGUACCACCUGGGGAUUAGGUGGGACGUGUGUAAACGUCGGAUGUAUCCCGAAAAAAUUGAUGCACCAAGCUGGACUCUUAAGUCAUGCGUUGGAAGACGCAGAACAUUUCGGAUGGAGUUUGGAUCGGUCGAAAAUUUCGCAUAAUUGGUCAACUAUGGUUGAGGGGGUUCAAAGUCAUAUCGGUUCUUUGAACUGGGGUUAUAAAGUUGCACUAAGAGAUAAUCAAGUCACAUAUCUGAAUGCUAAAGGGAUGCUUAUAGGCCCUCAUGAAGUGCAGAUUACAGAUAAGAAUCAAAAAGUAUCUACAAUAACUGGAGAUAAAAUUAUCUUAGCUACUGGUGAACGCCCCAAAUACCCAGAAAUACCUGGAGCGGUUGAAUAUGGGAUUACAAGCGAUGAUUUAUUUUCUUUGCCAUACUUCCCGGGCAAGACACUAGUCAUUGGAGCAAGUUACGUUGCACUGGAAUGUGCUGGUUUCCUUGCUAGUUUAGGCGGUGAUGUUACCGUUAUGGUUCGUUCCAUUUUACUUCGUGGUUUUGAUCAACAAAUGGCUGAAAAGGUUGGUGACUACAUGGAGAAUCAUGGAGUCAAGUUUGCAAAGUUAUGUGUACCAGAUGAGAUCAAACAACUGAAAGCAGUAGAUACUGAAAAUAAUAAGCCUGGACUUUUGCUUGUGAAGGGUCAUUAUACCGACGGUAAAAAAUUUGAAGAAGAAUUUGAAACGGUCAUUUUUGCUGUUGGUCGUGAACCGCAAUUAUCGAAGGUUCUUUGUAAAACCGUGGGUGUUAAACUAGACAAGAAUGGUCGAGUUAUAUGCACAGAUGAUGAACAAACUACAGUCAGUAAUGUUUAUGCCAUUGGAGAUAUCAAUGCUGGAAAACCACAAUUAACUCCCGUGGCUAUUCAAGCCGGGCGCUACUUGGCUAGACGUUUGUUUGCUGGUGCAACUGAACUAACUGACUAUUCCAAUGUUGCUACAACUGUUUUCACUCCACUUGAAUAUGGGGCUUGUGGAUUGAGUGAAGAAGAUGCAAUUGAAAAAUAUGGUGAUAAAGAUAUUGAGGUGUAUCAUUCAAAUUUUAAACCUUUGGAAUGGACUGUCGCUCAUCGCGAAGAUAACGUUUGUUACAUGAAACUUGUUUGUCGUAAAUCUGAUCACAUGCGUGUACUGGGUCUGCAUGUUUUGGGUCCUAAUGCUGGGGAAAUAACACAAGGAUAUGCAGUUGCAAUUAAAAUGGGUGCAACUAAAGCAGAUUUUGAUCGUACAAUAGGAAUUCACCCAACUUGUUCUGAGACAUUUACAACGCUACAUGUAACUAAAAAGUCUGGCGUGUCACCCACAGUGAGCGGUUGCUGA
This is a messenger RNA of Schistosoma spindalis, 1893 nucleotides long. The record is from the annotation of a GenBank genome assembly. NCBI's taxonomy places the organism in Eukaryota, Metazoa, Platyhelminthes, Trematoda, Strigeidida, Schistosomatidae.